AUGCAAGAUUCAACACCAAACUUGAAGGAUGCAGAAGAAACAUUUGUACUAGAAGUAUUAUCUGGUAGUGUGCAGUACAGAGCACUCAUGGAUAUAGUUGUCAAUGGCUUCUAUGCUAGAGAUGGCAAGAACUUCCCACAGUCUGAAAAGAGUUUAUAUGUAGCAAUAUGCUACAUAGCCACAUUUCAGAUGGAAGAACUUGGAUUUCAUAAUUUCACUAGAAUUGUUAAAUCUCAAGACAUUGACAAAACGUGCAAGUUUCUUAGGUUCUUCUUUAAUGUUGUGAACUUAAGCACAUGGAUAAAAGAUGAAUGGAGCAAAAUAUACGAUUCAAAUUUUGUCCGGGAAAACUGGAUGAAUCAUUUGUUGAAGUGGCAACAGGAAGUGCAAAAAUUAGUAGAGGACCUUUCAAUGAAAAUUACAAAUAGAUAUAGUCCGAAAAAGACCAUAAACGUAACCGAGUCAAAAGAAUUUAACCUAACAAAACCUAAAACCAGGAACAUGCCACCGCCUCAAAGAAUACCAAGCCUAAAAGGACACCAACCUAUUCCAGAGACAACAUAUAAGAUGCCAAAAGAGAAUGAAUUGCUGCAAGAAAAGAAACAAAAAAAUCGUCAAAAAGCAGAGGAAUUAUUUAUUGAAGCAAAUAUUGCACAGUUCAAAUGUGCCAAUGUGGAAAAGUCAGAAAAAACAAAGAGAACUUUAUCUGAAAUAAGAAAAGAAGAAGAUGCUAAACUGGCUUUUAAUGGAGUUAAAGCCAAUCAAACACAUUUAAUCAAGCCUGACAAUGUACCAGUGAAAUUAAACGCCACGGCAAUAUUAAGAGAGGGUGCCCUCUACCAGCGGAAAGUGGAUGCAGAACUUCGUAGAAUUGAAAGACUUGUCGAUGGAGCACGGGAUCCAACAGAGUUCCUGGAAUGGCAAAAACAGAUGCGUGAAAAAGACUUAGAACAACAGUUAGCGGAGAUAGAGUGCAGGCGUCUGGAAGGAAAGCUAAGCCGAGAGGAAGCUGUCUUGGCCCGUCAAAACCUUAUCCAAGAAAACAAAAAGAAAGCUGCUUUAAAGAAGGAGAAGACUGCGCAGCUCAUGCGCCAGUAUGCAGAGAAACGUCUCCAGGAAGAGAAGAACAUGAGAGACCUUGUGGAGGAGGUAGCAGAAGGGCACAAAAAUACCAAAAAGGCGCGAUUGCAGCUCCAGAAAUACAAGCAACAAAUAGUGCAAGAAGUGAAUGAGGAGAGUCGGGAACUUCUUCGUCAAGCUUUGGAGGAAGCAGAAGAAGAACUUAAAAAGAAAUUUGAACUGAUUCGCCAGAUACGAGCUAUUGAAUCUGUUCCGUUUAUAAGACAUAAAUUUGUGGAUUUAACUGAAACUGCUGGCCAUGGAUUCAGUUGUGAGAUGUCCCUUGUGGAGCUUCGGGAGCGUUUAGCCAUUUUAAAGGAGGCACAGAAAAAAGAAGAAGAGGAGAGACGGGACCAGAUUCUCCAUGAAAAACAGACACAACAACAGCUUCUUCUAGACAAACUGGAACAGAUCUCCCUACACAGAACAGCCCUUGGGAAAGCGGCUAUACUGAAGCACGAAGAAAAGAAAGCUAAAUCUGAGUUUACUAAAACGGCCAUUGCAAAAGAUGACCGUGUCAAUGGACUACAAAAAAAACUAGAGGAAAAAAUUCUGGAACGUAAAAAGCAAGAAGAAGCUUUAAAGAUAAAAGCUAAACAAAAUACCACCAGAUCGUAUAAGAAUUCUUUUGAAGAGGACCACUGGAAGGAGCUGGUACGGAGCCGUGAGCGUCAAGCAGAGCUUCUCCAGCAUGGAGUCUUGUCAAAAGAUACUGCGCUACGGAUAGCGACAUAUCAAGCAGCAAGAGCUGGAACGUCCACUGCCUAAGUGCCCUGCAUAAAACCAGUUAUUCAGUCACAUGGAUUCCUGCACAGUUUUAUAUAGCGACUUCUAGCUGCUAUGUGAAAGAUAAGACUGGAUUCAUUGCUAGAAUAACCAAAUAUGGAAUAAACUAACAAUGCAACAGUAUCAUUUCCUAUAAUUAAAAUCAAUUUAUACAUAUUGAAUCUCCUAGUGGCGAUUAAAUCUUAUGUGAGUCUCAAGCUUGAAAUUUCUUUUUUUAUAUAUCUCAAAAACUGUUAUUUUUUGCAUAUAUUUUGUUUCAUUUGUAAAAUUUCAAAUAAAUAACCACUAUUGGUAAAUCUUACCUAAUACAGUGCUAGUGAGAAGACAUUAUUGCAGGAGUGAUGUCAGACAAUAUAUUUAUGCGCAGGGCUGGAAAUGUAUAUCACUAUAGUCUACCACCAGUAAGGGGGGGAAUAUGGUGUAUGUAUAUGUGAACAUCAAAAUGGUACAAUAUAUUAAAAAUUAAUUCUAUUC
This is a messenger RNA of Bombina bombina (fire-bellied toad), 2379 nucleotides long. RefSeq names its product cilia and flagella associated protein 99 (gene CFAP99). Lineage: Eukaryota; Metazoa; Chordata; Amphibia; Anura; Bombinatoridae. The record is from RefSeq and is a predicted model, not a curated record. The coding region runs from base 1 to 1887 and encodes 628 amino acids. The transcript is spliced from 15 exons.